AUGCCUAAAAAACAUGAAGUUAUUGCAAUCCAUGUGGGGCAACCUGGCGUGCAAAUUGGAAGUGCAUUAUGGGAGUUAUUUUGUCUGGAACACGGUAUACGUCCCGAUGGUUAUUUAUAUAACGAAAAUGAAUGGUACGAUGAUUAUGAUGCUGUAUUUUCUUUGGAUAGUGAAGGCAAGAUUACACCUCGUGCACUCAUGAUUGAUCUAGAACCAUCUGUCGUCGCGUACCGGGAAUUAUUUCCUCCGGAACUGCUUCUGACCGGAAAAGAAGACGCUGCAAGUAAUUACGGCCGUGCGUUCUGUAAUCUAGGGCCUGGAAUUCUGGACGACGCUGUGGAGAGAAUACGCUGCAUUGCUGAAGAUUGCCCUUUGCUCCAAGGUUUAGUCAUUUUUCGCGGACUUGGAGGCGGCACCGGAUCUGGUUUUAUGGAUUUAUUUUCAGAACAAUUGGCCGAUGAAUUUGGAAAGGAAUUUAAAAUACACUUCUCAAUAUGCCCUUCGCCUCAGAUUUCAUCGAAUACAACAGAGCCGUAUAACGCUCUCUUAACAACACAUGGAAGUCUCCCACAUGAAAAUAUGUGUGUUCUAAUCGACAAUCAAUCGAUUUAUCGAAUGUUGGAUAUUCUUCAAGUUCCGCAUCCCACGUUUACUAAUGUCAACAGAUUAAUAGCUCAGGUAAUAGCUAUUAAUAGCCCUAAACAUUUGGAAGGUAUGCUACUUUUGAUUAUAGUGGUGUCUGCUGUUACAACAUCCAUGAGGUUUGAAGGACCUUUGAAUUCAGAUAUUCUGGAACUUGUAACAAACCUGUUACCUUUUCCACGAAUUCAUUUCCCGUGUGUUUCGUAUGCCCCUCUUAUACCUGGCCAUAAAUGCAAAUGUGCAGUGCCCGAAACUCCGUCUGUAAUCGAACUUACAACAGAAUGCUUCGACGAGUGCAAUCAUUUUUUAAUGUGUGACAUGGAACAAGGGCAGUAUUUAUCUUGUUGCAUGUUCUUCCGAGGCGACGUGUGUCCGACUGACAUUAAUUACGCAAUUUACGUGAUAAAGAAACAUAAAAUUGUCAAUUUUGUGGACUGGUGUCCAACGGGCUUUAAGAUUGCAAUUAACUACCAACCGCCAACGACUGUGCCAAUAGGAGAUUUGGCACCAACUCCACGAGCAGUUUGCAUGUUGGUUAACAGCACAGCCAUUAUGCAAGUCUGGGAGCGACUACUUGCAAAGUUUGAGUGUUUAUAUGAAAGAAAAGCUUUCGUACAUCAUUACAUAAACGAAGGAUUGGAAGAAUCUUUGUUUCAAGAAAGUGCAGAAACCGUGAACUCUCUCAUAGAUGACUACAAGGAAACGGAAACGGAUAACUACGAAGACGACGAC
This is a messenger RNA of Gryllus bimaculatus (two-spotted cricket), 1374 nucleotides long. The record is from the annotation of a GenBank genome assembly. Lineage: Eukaryota; Metazoa; Arthropoda; Insecta; Orthoptera; Gryllidae.